Messenger RNA from Gongylonema pulchrum, 321 nucleotides. Lineage: Eukaryota; Metazoa; Nematoda; Chromadorea; Rhabditida; Gongylonematidae. The record is from the annotation of a GenBank genome assembly.
AUGACUGUUUCCGCCGGAACGUGGACAUCUGAUCCAAGAAUUGUCAGUGAUGGAUUUAGUCGGCCAUCAAUAUUGAACAAUGGUUUAUUAUCGAGUUUAGCAAAAGGAAUGUUCGGAUUGGGUGAAACAGGUGUUCCUUCCACGCGUGCCCAUGCACCAACAACACUGCGCCAUCCAAUUACUGAAUGCAACACGCACGCAUGUUCGUUGAUUAUCGCUUCAGCUAACACAAUACUUUCCCGCACUCGCACACCGGCUGCAAUUCGCGCUUUCGCGCCAACACUUACAUUGGGCCCAAUUUUUGCCGUUGGAUCUAUCUGA